Musa acuminata subsp. malaccensis (wild Malaysian banana) is the source of this 623-nucleotide messenger RNA. RefSeq names its product oxygen-evolving enhancer protein 1, chloroplastic-like. Gene Ontology annotation, cellular component: photosystem II oxygen evolving complex. Lineage: Eukaryota; Viridiplantae; Streptophyta; Magnoliopsida; Zingiberales; Musaceae. The record is from RefSeq and is a predicted model, not a curated record. Gene Ontology annotation, biological process: photosystem II stabilization; photosystem II assembly. Gene Ontology annotation, molecular function: oxygen evolving activity.
UUAUCCAACCCUCUUAUCCACCACCCACACCACAUCUUUUAACUCGCCUUCGCAGAGAUCCUGCGGAGAAGAAGAGGAGGAGGAAAGCAGCACAGGCACAGUAGCAAAGAAGAAUGGCAGCGUCCCUCCAGGCCGCCGCUACCCUCAUGCAGCCGGCAAAGGUCGGCGCCACCAGCCGGACCGCUGCAGGAGUGCAAUUGAGGUCCUCAUCUCACCUCACCAAGGCCUUCGGCCUUGAGCCUGCUGCCAGUGCCAGGCUCACCUGCUCCUUGCAGUCGGACGUCCGAGAGAUGGCCCAGAAGUGCGCUGAUGGCGUAAAGCUCGCCGGCUUCGCCCUGGCCGCCUCCGCCCUCGUUGUCACGGGAGCAAGCGCGGAGGGAGUGCCGAAGAGGCUGACAUAUGACGAGAUCCAGAGUAAGACGUACAUGGAGGUGAAGGGGACGGGAACGGCCAACCAGUGCCCGACCAUCGACGGCGGGGUGGAGUCGUUCGCCUUCAAGCCGGGCAAGUACAACACCAAGAAAUUAUGCCUCGAGCCCACCUCCUUCACCGUGAAGGCGGAGGCCGUGAGCAAGAACGCCCCGCCAGAGUUCCAGAAGACGAAGCUGAUGACCCGCCUCACC